CUCAAAUGUUCCUUUCUUACUCAACCUUCUCCCUUCAACACAACUUAUUACAGAAACAUAAAGAGAGUGUUUCAUUCAUCUCUGUUAAACUCAACACAGAAGUUGUAUUCGUUUAAAUUACUAUAAUGGCCAUGGAAACUGAGGCUGCCACCACUCCACACUUGGCGCUCUCUGAUACAGACAUCAACUGGGACAGGUUGGAUAAGACUAGAUUCCACAUUAUUGGUGCAAUACUCUUCACAGCUCAAUCAGCAUUACUUCAUCCAACAGCAGUGGUGAAGACAAGAAUGCAAGUAGCUAGUUCAGGACUCUCUAACAUGAAGGGAACCUCAGUGUUCACUCAUAUUUUGAGGAGUGAUGGAAUUCCUGGAAUUUUUAGAGGUUUUGGAACUUCUGCUAUUGGAUCAAUGCCUGGUAGGGUUUUAGCUCUUACAUCUCUUGAGAUGUCAAAGGAUUUUAUGUUGAAACACACUCAAGGUAGCGAUAUUCCAGAAGCAUCGCGGAUUGGCCUUGCAAAUGGUGUUGCUGGCAUGGUUUCAAAUUUGGUAUCUUGCGUUUACUUUGUGCCUUUGGAUGUGAUCUGCCAAAGGUUAAUGGUUCAAGGUCUUCCGGGAACUACAUGUUGUAGAGGACCAUUUGAUGUUAUCCGUAGAGUAGUACAUGCUGAGGGUUUUCGCGGCUUGUAUAGAGGUUUUGGAUUAACAGCUGUAACGCAAUCUCCAGCAUCUGCACUUUGGUGGGGAUCAUAUGGUGCAGCACAACACAUAAUUUGGAGGAGUUUAGAUUACAAAGAUGAUAUGGGGAAGAAGCCUUCACACGUGGAAAUGGUGACAGUUCAGGCUACUGCUGGCAUGGUGGCUGGUGCUUGUUCUUCUGUCAUCACUACUCCCAUAGAUACUGUAAAAACACGACUUCAGGUUAUGGACAACUAUGGUUCUGGAAGACCAUCAGUACUAAAGACAGCAAGAACUCUCCUUAAGGAAGAUGGAUGGUGGGGAUUUUACAGAGGGUUUGGACCAAGAUUUUUGAACAUGUCACUUUAUGGAACAACUAUGAUUGUUACUUAUGAACUGAUAAAGAGAUUAUCGGUACAACCAAGUCUAAAGUCUUUUUCUUAAGAAGUUCAACCUUAUUGAGAUGGCGGAGACAGGGAAUCAAGCUUGACUUUCGCAUGCCUAGCUUUUGGUAUGGGAUAGCAAACAGAUAGAUUCAUUCAUCCUCAAGAAUUCACGGUGCAGUACGGUAAGACCUGCUAGGUUCAGUUCGGCCUUACCAUGCUGCAUCGUGCAAUGUACUAGACGGAAUUUCACAAAGAUUUGACUUCUUUUCUAUAAUUUUGAGUAACACAGAACUAUUCCUUUUCCUUUAUUUUUCAUUUCUGUGGAUAUUGCUUGUAAUCAGAGUCUAAAGUAUCCAUGCAAUU
Trifolium pratense (red clover) is the source of this 1423-nucleotide messenger RNA. Its product is annotated as solute carrier family 25 member 44-like. Bases 126 to 1118 code for a protein of 330 amino acids. The record is from RefSeq and is a predicted model, not a curated record. NCBI's taxonomy places the organism in Eukaryota, Viridiplantae, Streptophyta, Magnoliopsida, Fabales, Fabaceae. The transcript is spliced from 6 exons.